Molecule: messenger RNA, 7202 nt
Organism: Chroicocephalus ridibundus (black-headed gull)
Lineage: Eukaryota; Metazoa; Chordata; Aves; Charadriiformes; Laridae
Gene: CCR4
Product: C-C motif chemokine receptor 4
Exons: 2
Coding region: 4896-5972 (358 amino acids)
Biological process (GO): immune response; positive regulation of cytosolic calcium ion concentration; cell chemotaxis
Cellular component (GO): external side of plasma membrane; membrane
Molecular function (GO): C-C chemokine binding; C-C chemokine receptor activity
Source: RefSeq, a predicted model, not a curated record
UUCACAAAAUACACCAGAAUAGCUUGUGACUCACAAAGACCAGAGAGAUGUUCCAAUGAAAACCUUUUAUUGUUGCUAUCGCAGUCUUAUUUCAGUGCCCAGAGUGGUGUCCCCCGCUACUAAAAGUGAACUGAUUAUUACGUAAGUUGGCUGUACAGCUUGUUUUGAAGAGGACUUGCAGUGAAACAGGUUUUACCGUGUGAUGGCAGAGUGUCUGGGUCUCAACAAACAUAGAAGAUUACUAAUUGAUAAGAGCAAGUAUUGUUUCUGUCUCAGUCUUGACCCUCUGCAAAUACUUUGUUUUUUCUAACUAUCUUCCUUUAUGCUACAACUGCCAUGUGAGGGAGACGGCAGGAAAGACUGUGAAGAUAUUUGUUGUGUUUAGGAUAGACCCACUCUUUAACUACGCUUUUGAAGACUACCAACAACUACAACGUUUGAGACUUGGGGACAUUACCACAAAGCAAACAGAAACCAAAGCCUUUAUGCCAGAAUGCCAUCAUUCCUCCGUAUCUAAACUCUUUGCAGUAAACAUCAAACAAACUGGCCUGAGGAGACGUCUGCCAUUCAACGCUGCCUUGUCGUCUUCUUUUUAAUUCAGAGAGACCAGCCUUUAAUGGGGACAUCAUAGUGAUGGUUAGGUGAUGUCUGGGAAAUUUGAAAAAGAAAAAUUAUAUCUCAGGUAUCGACUGCUCCUUAGAGUGGAAACAGCCCAAAUUUGUCAUGUUCCUGUAGGAACAGCUUGGGAACAUUUGAUAGAUCACUGAAGAAGACAAAGAAAGCUCCUCAUGGUGCCAUGUCACAUUUAAGAAGAAUACAACUCAUGGAUUUUGCAUCAGUGAUUUUUAUUUUAAGUAGAAUUCAGCAUACAAACUGACUAUUUCUGUCAUGUUUGAGGUAUGAAGUUUCAGUUCUUUUUUUAUGAGGAGUUCUGGAUAUAUAGCAGCUUUGUAAGCACAGCAUGUGGAAAGAAAGCAAAUUAGGCUGAGGAAAACAAUGGCCAGUACCAUUCACAGAAUUGCCACAAACAGCAGAGUGCAUAGGACUGGACCACUGAAAGAAAAAAAGACGUAGGGAAUUGCAACUUAACCAUGUUGAGCAAGGAAAACACAUUUUGGGCGUAAAUCUUUUGCUUGUCAGCACAAGCAGCUGUCUUAACCAAAGGGGAUUCCUACAUUCAAAAAGACUGAAGUAAAUUAGGAGUGAAUCACCCGGGACAACAGUGUAGACAGUGGUUGUCUCUAAAACUAGGAAAUUCAUUCACUUUCCUUUUUCAGUUCUCUGUCAGAUUGCUGCAGUUUUACUCGUACACAGAAAAUUUUGAAUAAAUUAAACAUGAUGAGGAAGAGAACUGCACGAUGAAUAGGUGGCACACUUUGCUAACAACCAAGGAUUGGAACCGCAGAUGCGCAAAGUGUAAUUCAAAUUCACUUGAAUUGCAAAAGAAGAACUGCACGUGGCCUGACCAUGCAAGAAGGGGUUGGUCACCUGAUGGAGAGGAUGGAGUUUGUUCAGAAAGAUAAUCGUUUGUCUAGCUGUGACUUUGGCGGCCUGGAUCUUGCACCAUUCCACACAAUCAGUCAAAAGACAGAUUUUUGCAAUAGUCGGCUAUCUUCAGUUACCAUCAUCUGCCUCUCUCCUGAGACAGUCUCUUCUGGAUGAGGACUUCUCUAAUAAACACCUCUGAAUCAUCUAUUCAUGGCCAACACUGAUAUCAGAGGGAAAGGAUGGUGCAGUGGUAUACAUCAGCUGUGAGUAUCUCACAGCCUAGCUCGCAAGUUAGAUAAACGUGUACCUCCAGUCCUUCCCCGGGCAAGACUCUUAUGCAUCCUGUAAAAUGGCAAGUUACUGAUCAGACUUUCCGUAAAAGGUGGGAGUGGCUGAAAUCAUCUUUUGGCGAGAAGCAAGUUUUUCAUGGUUUGGGUUGUUCUGCUUUUUGCUUUUAUUAAGUUCCCUUCUGUUGGUUUUAAUGUGCUCCCCCCCCCCCCAUCCCAUAUAAAAGGUUAAUCUCCUCCCAGUCAGGCUAAUCAGGUUUGGUCCACUUCUCUGCACUCGUGUGAUUUAUUUAGUCAGUGCCACAUACGUGAUACCAUCUAGUAAAGAGGUAAGUUGUCUUCUUCCUUCUCCCCUUCCCCUGCUAACCUCUUCGUUUUAGAGCAACGUCUUCUACAUCUCAUUGAGAUCCCUCCCCCCUUUCUUUUUAACCUCGUGGUCUCCUGCCAUCCCCCUUUUGUUAGUCUUUGCCAGGUUCUUCCUCUCCAAGGAGGAGCUGAAAAAAAACACGCUGUCAUAUUAGAAGGGGACUUAAGGGCUCUCCCACUACGGACUAGAGUUAUACUUAGCCUUUCUCUCUUUCUUUUCAAGCCGUUGCAGGACCUUCGCUCACAGCAGCAUUUUCUGCAUCACCUCAUUUGCUCAGAGAUUUCUUUUUUUUGGUCUUCUCUGCAGUUUUUCUCACAGGCUCUGGUGUGGCAGGCUUCAGCAAUAGAACUGCUGCUUUGCAGGACAGUGUGGUCCAGCCAUGUCUCCUCACAUCACCACAGCCAUACAUACAUGCCCCCACAAGAAGCCUUUGCUGCUCUUGCUCCUCUGGUGGUAGCAGCUCAGCUUUCCACCAGAGGCAGUGAGCAGGUAGAGAAAGCUGCUUAGGAAGCAUUCGCUACUUGAAAGUCUUUCUUACAAGGAAGGACUGGGCAAAAGGCAAUAGCCCAGAUAGAUCCUUGGUACCUAUAGGCAAACUAUAGGUAUCUAUAGGCCAGACUUGGUCCCUGGCAAUCUAUCAAUUAUGAUUGAAAGAUCAGAAGCAUAUUUGAAGUGUGGCAUGUGUGCUACGGACAGGUUGACAGACCUCAAAAGGUUACACGUGAUGGGAAAUCAUCCCUUAACCAAGAACGGUCCUUACAAGAUAGAUGAGAGAUUGUAUCUGGUUUCAAUUCUAUUUGCUGCUUCAUCUGGAAUUCAAGAAAAAUCACCAGCAAUGAAAUUCAAGAGAGACACCUAGUUUGACAGAGUAGAAAAUAAUGAGUGGGACAAGACAGGCACGCAGGCGCACGGUUGUUUAUUGAGGCAAAAGCAUUAGAACCAAAACUAAGAAAGACCAAGAAGUGUUUUUUCCUGAAAAGCAGGUGCUUAAAGAAAGAUUUUAUGUCAUUGUUAUUGUGGGUGAAGAGCUGAACUUAUGCCCCUAGUGCAACAGCACGUCAAAGAAGAGAUUAAUGAGGCCCUCACAUGGACAAAAGAACAGCAAGAGGAACAGCUUCUAGUUUCCGCGAACAGAGAUGAUGAAACUGGUACCACAGUGUUGCCUGCUCACCUGAUGUUCGCAUUUUUAACGGACUGCAAGUAAACUGAAGAGAAGACUUACAUGAUCUGCUGAGCAAUAACAUGUACCAGAGGGAUGUCUCCCAGUGACAGAUUUAAAAAUCUCCACAGAUGCAGCUUGUGAAAGACAACUGAGAAGCUACUUCUCAUACAAGUACUUUAUUCUGGCGAAACAUGAAAACAUGAAGGCAUCUCAUGCUGUCUUCACAUCAAGCUUUUCUGGAAGAAACGCUUCAGCCAAAUGUAAGUUAUUGGGCAAAGUAACAAUGUCAGAGGCAUACAGGGUAGCAGUAAAUAGCAUAACUGAAAGAAAAGAUAUACCUGUGUCUGGAAUAAUACAGGAGGUCAACCUAGAUGACCUAUCACUUCUCCUGGACUGAGAUCUAUGACCCCUUCCUACCCUCCCAACCAUCUCCUGUAGCUUUCUUUUUUCUGCUUCUCUUAGUGACUCUUCAGUUCCUCCUGCUAACAAGCAAGCAGCCUCUCCUGUUGAGAAACGGCUUUUACUUCUGCUUGGCUGGCCUCUUCUGGGACAUAGAGGAGAGCAGCACUUGCCAGCUGCUAGCACAGCUGUUCUACUGGCAGGACUCAAAACCAUCCCAUUUGGCUAGCACAUGUCCUCUGUGCUCUUUUCUCCCACCCCAGGAUCCCGCAAAAGACAGAUAGGGCCCACCGCAUUCAGGAGAAAUUCAUAGAAGCUGCAGAGCUUCCUGCUGCGACAAGAACCAUGGUAAACCUCCACACCCUCUGCCCUUACACCACACACACAUGUACACAUCCUACUUCUUAUUUGAUAUUUUGACCACUAUUACCAUUUGUUGUCAGUGGUAGGACGUAGAUUUGCUGUACACAAAACCCGCUACAGGAGACAUCAAGCAAAAAGGUAGCGUGAAUCAAUAUGCCUUCAUUUCUUUUCUUAGCAAGGUAAGUAGGAGUUCGGAAGAUCAAAUAAAUAAUGAAUAAAAGGAGCCUUCCCUACACUAAAUCUAUACGGCUCAUUUCUUCUACAAUUACAUACCAUAAGUUGCAAAAUUAGUUAUCUGGCAGAGAUGGACUAGAAACACACCUCCCACACACACCCCAAGUGCUUUCCUCCUCUCCGCUCACUACAGAUGAUCCCUUGAUUAUUUUUUUCUGAGAUUAAGAUGCAUUUUACAACCCAUAAGAAAGAACAAGGAUUCUGCUGAAUGAGAGCUGCUUAGUGGCAUCUACUUUUAUUGGGUAAGAUGAAGCUGCUUUAACUCAGUGAUCAGGCUCUCAGUGGAAACUUUGCAUUUGCUCACACAUUAUAAGAUGUGUCUAAUUUUAUUUCUGAGUUUAAAGGAUCAUCUCUGAUGAGCAUCGAGGAGAGAACCACUUGUGAUACAAUCUGUAAGGAAGUACGAAGUUUCCGUUAAGAGACACAGCUACCUUGUGACAUCUGUUUUUUGCAGCUGCUGGAUACUGCUGUGUAGGCAGCGCCUCCCUGACAGAGCUACCUGGUGAGAAGCAAGUGAUUCUGCACCCUUAGAGCGAAGAAGCUUCUUCACAUCAUCUGAGAAGAAAGGAGGAGAAAAGGAACUGGGGAAAAAACCAUGAGUUCUUCAAGUACAGAGCCCUUUGAAGUUGAAACCUCAACCUUAUAUGACUAUUACGAUAAUUAUAACGAUGCUCCAAAACCAUGCAGUAAGGAAAGCGUCAAGAGGUUUGCAGCCUCCUUCCUACCUGUUCUGUAUACCCUAGUGUUCCUGGUCGGGCUCACGGGAAACAUUCUGGUCAUUGUGGUCCUCUUCAAAUACAAGAGGCUGAAGAGCAUGACUGAUGUGUACCUACUAAACCUCGCCAUCUCAGAUCUGCUCUUUGUUUUGUCCUUGCCGUUCUGGUCUUAUUUCACGAUAGACCAAUGGGUUUUUGGAACUCCCUGGUGUAAAGUCAUUUCGUGGAUCUACCUGGUUGGGUUUUAUAGUGGGAUAUUUUUUAUUAUGCUUAUGAGCAUAGACAGAUACCUGGCAAUUGUUCGUGCAGUGUUUUCCUUGAAAGCAAGGACUGCCUUCCACGGCUUGAUUACUAGCCUUAUUGUAUGGCUAGUAGCUCUUUCAGCCUCAGUUCCAGAACUUGUAUUUAGAGAAUCUUUUAACGAACAUAACCAUACUACCUGCAAGCCUAGAUAUCCAGGCAAUUUCACGACAUGGAAACUUUUUUCCACUUUGGAAAUCAACAUUUUAGGGCUCCUAAUCCCUUUUAUAGUUAUGACAUUUUGCUACUCCAUGAUCAUUAAAACAUUAGCUCACUGUAGAAAUGAGAAAAAGAAUAAGGCUGUGAGGAUGAUCUUUGCUGUCAUGAUUGUGUUUUUCUUCUUUUGGACCCCUUACAACAUUGUUAUUUUCUUACAACUGCUGGAAAUUACGGGAGUCAUUAGAGACUGUCAAGUGAGCAGGAGUCUGGACUAUGCUCUCCAGGUAACAGAAAUCCUCGGCCUUUUUCACUGUUGCCUCAAUCCAGUCAUCUACUUCUUCAUGGGGGAAAAAUUUAAGAAGUACGUGAAGAUGCUCUUUAAGAACUGGCGGUUACCCGGAGAUAUCUGCAAGUGGUGUGGAGUUCACAUCACUUACCACACUGAAUCUACCAGUUCAUUCCACACACAAUCCACGGGGGAUCAAGACGCUCUGUAACGUGUUUCAGACCAACCGCUGAACUGACCAGCGAGCAAACUGACAGAAGCAGGAACUUUGAAAAGCUAAGCAAAUGCACAUGCAUUUAACGAUAAGCUAGUGCCGGAUAAUUACUUACUUCAGCUUUUACUUCUGCCUCUAGAUUUUCUAAAUAUUAUGACAGAAGGUGUCCUAGAUGUGAAACGUGGGAGAUGGACGUGCAUGUUUUAUCUGCUGUGAUUACAAAUCACUGCUCGGAUGUAACAGCAGCCUCAGUUCUCCGCAAAGCACUGUGCCCUGUUGCUUCUUUUUCCACCAGCACCAAGACGGAGGUUGGCCUGCAUGGAGGGGCAGAGGAGAGACAGCUGCUUGUCCUCAGCACAUGCAUUUGGAAAAUAUAUUCAUUUAUUCAAGAGGGAUGGUUGUUACCAUAUUUUUUUAUUCUACAGUUGAUCUGAGUAGAGCUUGUUUGCUCUGACUCUUAGCGAGCUAUUAACAGUACCUGCUACUGUAAAAUGUUUCAUCUCGGGGAGAGGAUGCACCCUCUGCCGUUAAGAAAAAGGACACAAAAUACAUUCUUUAUGUGCACGAAGACGCAAAGCAAAUGCAUUACAUGGCAUUAUAGACAUGUUUUCUCUUAGGUAUCCAAAUUGCCAUAUAUACCUAUGUGUAGGUGUAUAUAUAGACAUUUUGAAUUACCUUAUCUCUGUAAUUCAGGAUAGCAAUUCUGUAUUUUAAUUAACAUAGAAAAAGUUUAAAAUAUUUUUGAAUAAAAGUAUUUUAAAGCAUUUAUUUUCCAGCAUGUGUGAAUAAAUUUGAAGCAUCUUGAUUGAAAGUAUAUCUUUUGAAGAGAAUGUUCUUUGUUCCAAAAGUACUUAACCCCAAAACUCAAUUUUCAUUCAUUGGAGACAUAUCUGGCAAACGAAAAGAAAGUAAAAACAGAGAUUGUGUAGCAAAGGUCUGUCAUAACUUAGGAACCACAUAAAGAAUCCUGGCAUUUGAUAACAGCAAAAUGUGAAGAGUAUGAUGCCCCAGUAGCCACUCGCAGAUCUACAUGAUAUUAAUCAGAGAUCUGGAACAGGAAGGAUAUUCACCCAGCAAUGUUUAGAUUUUGGCACAAAAACGAUUUUAAAAAGCGGCAAAAAUCAGUAAUGUGGUAGCAGAUAAAGUAAGAGUUGAAAAAUACGUAAGAGUUGAAAAAUACAUAAGAGCUGAAAAAUAUGUAAGAGUUGAAAAAUAAGUAUUGGAAGA